Knipowitschia caucasica is the source of this 2658-nucleotide messenger RNA. NCBI's taxonomy places the organism in Eukaryota, Metazoa, Chordata, Actinopteri, Gobiiformes, Gobiidae. The record is from the annotation of a GenBank genome assembly.
AUGGAAGAGUUGAGGAGUCUAAAAUCCCCUUCAGAGAUCGAUGUUCCUGUGUGUGUUUUUCAGUCUCAGCAGAAGUGCAUUGUGGUCUUUGCUCUGGUGUGCUGCUUCGCCGUGCUGGUGGCCCUCAUUUUUUCAGCCGUGGACAUCUGGGGAGAAGACGAGGACGGAAUCACAGAGGAGAACUGUGAGAGCAGCUGUCGAGCUGUACUGGUAGAAAAUAUUCCAGAAGAUGUACCAUAUUCUGACAACAGAUCGUCCUACCUGCCACUCACACAGGGGCUGUACAGUCUCUUGGACCAGGCCGUGAGAGUGGUGGAGAUUGUCUCCCCGCGGUGGCUCCUAAACUCCUCGGAUUAUGAGUCCAGCUUUCAGCCAGCUGCCAGACAGGGCAGGGCUCUGUUGUCCAGACUUCAGGGACUCAAAACCAGAGGAAUCCAGCUGAGGAUCUCCAGUGGGACGAUUGACUCGAGUGAGCUGAUGGCUCUGGGCAGACAUUAUGCUGAGGUCCACUAUUUGAAUAUGACAGCACUCACCAAAGGUCACCUCCUCUCGUCCUUCUGGGUCAUCGACAACAAGCACUUCUACUUUGGCAGCGCAAGCAUGGACUGGAGAUCACUGGCCACGAGAAAAGAGCUGGGUGUUGUGGUGUACAACUGCAGCUGCCUGGCCUUGGACCUCCACAAAGUGUUCAGCCUGUACUGGGGACUUCAGUACAAAGACUUCAUCCCUACUUUCUGGUCCAAGCGACUUUUUGCCCUUUUCAACAGGGACCAGCCGCUGGAGCUGACACUGAACAGCACCAAGGCUCAGGCCUAUGUCUCUACUUCUCCUGAUGUGUUGAUCCCCAAAGAUCGCAGUAGUGACUUAGAAGCCAUCAGCAGAGUCAUUUUGAACGCCCGGCGGUUCAUAUACAUUUCCAUCCCUGAUUAUCUCCCUCUUUUUGGCAUGAAUAGCAAAAGGUACUGGUCCCGUAUUGAUGGCUUCAUUCGUGAGGCUUUGCUCUUGAGAAAAGUCCAUGUCCGUCUGUUGAUAAGCUGUUGGGAAAAUACAAAUCCUCUCACGUUCAACUUCCUCUGGUCUCUGAAGAGCUUGUGUAUGGAGCAAGUCAACUGCUCUCUUGAGGCUAAGUUCUUCAGGCCUCGAGUGUUGAGGGAUGGUAACGUGCAAGGCAUUAAUCACAACAGAUUUAUGGUGACCGACGGAGCAAUUUAUUUAGGUAAUCUUGACUGGGUGGGUAAUGAGUUUUCCCACAAUGCCGGAGCUGGUUUAGUUAUCAGUCAGUCAGGCGAUGAAGAUGACGGCACAAAUAGAGGCCCCACACUGACACUACACACUCUACAGACAAAUGAUGGACUAAAUCGGCUGCGAGGAAACUCCUGCGACGAGUCUCAGCAAGAUGAGGGCUCGAACAGCAGUGGACACGACGGAUUGAAAAAGCUCCGUGAGCCUUGUUGUCCAACAGCAGCCAUCAUGGCUGAGGAUGACAGCGAGUGGGUUUUGGAGAGCAUCGUUGGUUACCUGGGGAGCCCCGAGUGGGUCAUUCCUGUCACUGACUUUAUGGAAAACAAAUGCACAGUUUUUGACGGUGAAGAAGAAAAUAAAUUGGCAUACACUGAAAUCCACCAACAAUAUAAAAAACUUGUGGAAAGGCUAUUGGAAAAUUACAUGCAGGAAGUUGGCAUUAAUGAACAGCAGUUUCUGGAUGCAUGCACCUCCCCCUUUGCCAAGUCAAAAACUUUGCAGAUAGUGUUCCAACCUGUUUUGGCUACUGAUGACUUCCAGAUAUUUCGAUCAUUAAUGGUACAGAAAAACAUGGAGCUUCAGCUUCAAGCUCUGAGAGUCAUGAAGGAGCGAAAUGGGGAGCUUCCAGAGUGUCUGAUGCAUGGAGCAGAUGUGAUGACGGAACUGCAGCAACAGGAGAUGAAGAUUCUCCACCAGGUUCUACAAAAGUCAAAGGAAGAGUAUGAAGAGGAGAUGUCUAUCAGGAUGCUGUUAGAUGAAGAGUCCACAUCCAGCAGUAGCUCAGAGAAACCUCUAAGAGAGAGCAGUGAAGUGCAAAUGGAAGCCUCCACCUCGAGCCAACAAGACACAGUUGCCAAGGAAAGUGCUGAGCAGACGGACAUUGGUGCUAACUGUCACUUUGACCCAGCUGUAAAUGGAAACACUGCCGCUGAAUCUGCUAUGGUCAGUAGCACAUCAGGGUCCUUUGAGGACAGCAAAACAGACAAUCAAGACAGAGAAACAGCCCAGAGGUCUUCAAAACACAUUUCAGAAUCUACCAAUGGUAUGGAUCCAAUUGUCCUUCCAGCCGUAAGAGCCCCAGUGAAGACUAGUUUGUGCCUAGCCAGCAUCAGUCCUACCUCCAAAGAGCUGGAAGAAGCAAAGUUGGAGGCUGGUAUCUCGGAACCAUAUUCAGAGCUGCCAGAGUUGGAGCAGCAGCAGCUUCUGCAAAGAGCCUCUUACCUCCGUCAGCAGAGAGACCGACUCCAUGCUUUGAAGAAGGAGCAGCAGAAAAGCAAGCACAGCAGUCCAGCAGAAGAGGCGCCAUCCAGGCCAGCACUUCCCACAGCUCCGGAGAUCUCUACCGAGGAGAAAAAGAGGCUACAGAAACGAAAACACCUUGCAGAAAAGUUGAAAGAAGAAGUAAUAAAGAAAUGA